Messenger RNA from Lucilia sericata (common green bottle fly), 4511 nucleotides. RefSeq names its product mucin-5AC. NCBI's taxonomy places the organism in Eukaryota, Metazoa, Arthropoda, Insecta, Diptera, Calliphoridae. The record is from RefSeq and is a predicted model, not a curated record. The coding region runs from base 1331 to 3775 and encodes 814 amino acids. The transcript has 6 exons.
AAUAAGCUGAAGUUUGAUAUUAUUUUAGUUAUUGAUAUAGAAUGUAAAUAAUAUAACGGUAUUAAUCAUUUGAGCAUAAAUAUAAGCCUAAAGAUAUGCAAUAAUAUUAUUCGUACGCACUUUUUCUAACUAAUUCAAAAGGAUUUUGACUUUAAGUUUUGUGUUUGAAAUGAAUCAAAUAUCUAAUCAAAAGCAGAUAUUUGAAAUCUUCAAAAUCUUUAACACAUCUUUGUGUAUGUAUGUUUGUUAAAAUUUCGUUAAUAUUCUACUGUUUAAGUAAGUUGAUGAUGAUGAUGAUGUUUAAAUUACUGAGAAGCAAGCCAUGUGUAAGCUUUGUUUAAUAUUUUAGAUGGAUUGCUUGCAGAUAAAUAUUUGGCUAAAAUUUAUUUCUCACACAGAACAAUUAUACAUAUACAUAAGCACGAAUGAUUGCGAAUCAAUGGUGGUUGCUAGCGAACUGUGAAUAAGCAACAAUCGCCGACACAGACUAAAUAAUUUAUGACACAUCCAGCAAGUUUCUUUUGUGUGUAAGAGAAGCUCAAGAAAAGCUUAAGUCUUCUAGCAGGAGCGUAAAGUACAGAUUUAAACAAGAUUUUGCUACAAACUAAGGGGCUGAAACAAAAUUCGUGGACUUCUUUUUUCUUGAAAAAUUAUUUUGAACAUGACCAAUGAAAAAAAAAGGUUUUCAAAUGUUGGUCAAAAAUGACUUGUUAAAACCUGUCAACUGUUUCUAAUAGAGCAUCAGUACAAAGCUUAGAAAAUAAAGUUCAUAGCGUUUGUUAGAAAUAAAGUUAAAGUUAUGUAAAGUUUUAUUUACAAUGCCAGACAGGCAAGAGUCCGAAAGCCAACAGCAGCAAGUCAGCAAGCAAGCAACAACUUCAUAAUUAAAAAGCCAGCUUUUAAAACGUAUUUAACAUAACCAGUUUUAUUGUUUUCUUAGCUUCGUUGCAGCAAAGACGCUUACUUGCUGGCUGACUUUGUUUUAAUAUUAUUAUUAUUAUUGUGUUUAUAGUGUAACUAUUUUAAAGUAAUUUCUUACGGCUUUAAAGAAAUAUUAUACGUUUUUACUUAUUUAGUUUAGUUAGUUAGUACUCGUUGAAUUGUAAAUUUUUAUAACACAAAACUUAAUAGAAUUAAAAAAUAAAUUUAAAAUUAAAUAGAAAUUUAAUUAAAAAAAGUGCAAUUUAUAAUAAAACCAAUUAUACGUUUAUUUGUUUGUAUUUGUUUUGUGUUACUAAUGUAUUAAUUUAAACAAACAUAACCAGCAGCAGCAUCAUCAAUAAAUUAUAUUAGCUAAUCUUCACACGGCCUUUUUUUAACAAAAAACAAAAUGAAUAUUUGGACCAUAAUCUUGUUUUUAUUCAUAAAUGCGCAAGUUGGUUUAUCGAACGAUGAUGGCCCUCUCUUAACGCAGACCAUUUAUGGAUUUUUGGAUUUUACCACUACUAUUGGUAAUACAGUAAUGGUUUUUUCACCACAAAGUGCUCCAUCAUUAGUCAUAACACCGGAAAUAAUAGCACCUGUUAUAAAAACAAAACCUGAAAAUGUGGCCCCCAUUACACCGAAUGAUGCUAUAAAUCCUACUAAACUAAAAACGGUUAAUACAAAAUCGAAAACCCAAGUUACUUCGAAAGGCAACGAAAAUAAAUUAAAACCGCCUAAUGCUUCUACAUCUGUUGCUGCUCCGGUUUCUACGCCUCAAGAUGUCGUCAUACCAAAUGAAAUUGUCCAGACUUCCCUUACUAUUGAUAAUGACGUACAGGAUCCUGAAUAUGAUUUACUUUCCCGACAACCGCCACAAUUUAUAGAGGAAACUUAUCGUGUUGUAAAUUUAAAAUCCAAUAGUAAAAAUUCCAGAACCCCAGUUGUUGUUACACCUGAGAAAAACACUGCCAGCAGUAUUGUUACCAGUUCAAAAGCACCCUCGAGAUCGCAUAAGAACAAAAAGAAUAAGGUAAGAGCUUCCAGCACUCUGCAAGUAUUGAAAACUGCCGCUCCUGUUACACCACAAAAAAGCAGCAGUAAUAAUAAAGUCACACUACGCAAUACAUCGUCUUCGUCCACCUCCACCUCAUCAUCCCGUAAGAGCAGUAAAAAAGGAUCAAGUCAUAGAGGAACUACUUCUACCACUCCUCAACCGGAAGAGGUAGUUAUAGUGAAAUCUACUACCACUAGAAACAAACCUAAAAGAAAAAAUAAGCAUAAGAAUUCAACCACCUCCAAACCCAGAUACUCUACAACAACAAGUGCUACCACUACCACAGAACAAACCCUGCGUAGAGCAUUCCGACCUAAAUUGCAGGUAACUAACUCGGACUUAGAUAGUAAUAACUUGCAUAUAACAAAACUUAACCGUACUCCCGGUCGUUGGCAAUAUAAAACUUCACCCAAACCCCGAGUAAAUAUACGAAAACCAGCUGUUGAGGCCAAUGGAGCGGGUGGUUUAAGCAAUGUUACUUCUGCCGGCAACAGCAAUUCGAAUGUCUUUGCCGAAUCAGCUUUAAGUGAUAAUUUAAAUGGAAAUUUCUUAAACCAGAAUGUUAUCUACAAUCAAACCGAUUUAGAAAUAUCCGGCUCACAAAAUGGACCCAUCUUGAACAAUAUCGAUCAAGAGGGUAAACAAAAGGUUUUCACCGAAACCAUAAAUGUUGAAAUAUCAACACCAGCUGACUUUAAAGACACCUACUAUGAAAUUGCAACUAUUAAGAAACCAUUUAUAUUCCAGGCUGGUGUUUUGAAAAAGACCCGUUUUAUUACGGUCACCUCGACCAUUGAAAAAUAUCUAACGCCAGAACCCUCUAUAGAGCCACGAAAUGAUGACGAACCUUUGACAGAGAAUAUUUUAGCCGCUUCGACCAAGGCGGAAGGAGUGCUAGUAGGCAGUAUAACAACUUUGCCACCUAUUUAUGUUAAUGGUGAAACCGAUACGCCGAUUUUAGAAACUAUAACCGAAUCUUUUAGUAUUGUAAACAAGAAAUUGAAAACUCAAAUUCUGCCCGUUAUCAAUGAAAACGAUAAUGAGACUACUUAUCAUACUUUGGUGCAGACGAUCGAUUUGACCAGCCUGAUAACGGUUACAAAGACCACAUCGCCCCAUUUGGAAACUAAGGAAUUCAAUGGCUUUAAAGAUUUUGUAGGCAACUUAGAUGAAGCAGGUUCUGAAAUCAAUUUAGACUUGGAAUUUGGUGAUGAAGGCAACCAGGAGAAUGGCAGUGGUGAAUCGCAUAAAAACGACUUUGAAGGUGCAAGAUUCAAUAAGACAACCCAACAAAUACAACCAACAUUUACUACAGGAGUGCUAAAUCUGCCAUCACAAAAUGUAAUUACAAAUUCACGUCCAGUGAUUAAAUUAGAGACCCUAUGGGAGUCAUAUGUGGUGCCAAUUACCAAUGGUCAAUCGACCACAUUUAGAACCUUAUCUAAGGCAAAGGGUGUUGUAGAGAAAACUGAUUAUGUUAUAGAGACCACAACACUUUCGGUGCCACCUCCCAUUCUACCACCAUCUACAAUAAAUCCCUUCUUAUUGCCUCUGCCUCAGCAAUUCCAAACGAUUACUUCACCCAUUGUCCAACAAACGAUAGUUACACAAACUGAGAGCAAAGUAUUAAAAUUAACUUUCGGUGCGAAAACCGCUUACACCACGCUCUAUUCUACGCAAGUUGUACCUACUGUGCAGACCAUGUAUGUGACCACUUCAGUGCCUGUCCAACCUACGGCCAAUCCAUUCCAAGGAUUUUUCCCUCAACCCUAUAAUCCUUUUGCAUAUUUAGGUUAACAUCAUUCCUUAUCAAAUUAUUAUACAUGCUCAUAAGAUUCUCUAACGUAAUAUAUCCAAAUUUUAGCAUUUGACAUCAAGUAAAAUUUAAAAUUUUCAAUUUGAAAUAGUGCAUUAUUUUCGAUUUUCAUCAUUGUAUCUAAUCUUAAGGAAACCUUAUGUGUAUGUACUACAUUUAUUAUCCCUCUUCCCCUUUCAUUAAACAUCAAUUCGUUCAUUAUUUAAUUAUUACUUUUUCGUUUAUUCUCUCCCAAACAAUUCAUUCUAUGUAAUCUGUAAGUUAUUUGCCCAUUGUUGCAUUAAAAAUACUCAAUAUUCACAAACAAAAUACUCAUUUACUAAAUUCAUAAAUGUAAAUUUUAAUUUAUUUCAAAAUAAAAUGUAAAAAAUCGGCAUCCAUAGUUUUAAUAAUACUUUUAAAAAAUAAAAGCGAAAAACAGUACUCGUAUGUAAUAAUUAUCUACACAAACCAAUCGUGAUCACAUCGUACAAAUUCCAGUAAGCAAUUUGAACGAUUUUACUUUGCCGCCCACAUAUUUGUACAUAUGUAUGUAUUUAUUAGAAUAUAAAUGAAUUUUUUAGUUGUACAUAAUACAAUCUUCAUUCAUACGUUUGUUUAUUUGUUUUUAUAUACAAAAUAUUGUUGGAUUUCAAGUACCUUUCCGUUAAUGUUAAAUUUUAAUUAUCUGAUUAUUUUUUAAUUUUGUUUUAAUAAAUAAAGAGAUGGUGAAAUCAC